GGCGCGGCUUCGGGCCUCGGAGGUGCGGGCGGAGGGGCGCGGCGCGGGAGCCCCGCCCGGGGCUGAGAACCAUCUUGUUUUCCACGCAGAUCCGCAGGGCUACACGCGUCGCGUCCCGGGAGCGCCUCCUUUCUCCCGGCGACCGCUGCGGGCUCGGUAAGCCGUUUUUCCCCUCCGGCCGGCAGGCUGGGCGCGCAGGGGCGCCGGCCCCCGCCGGGCGCGCAGUGGCACCAUGGGCACGGUUCUGUCCCUGUCCCCAAGCUAUCGGAAGGCCACACUGUUUGAGGAUGGUGCGGCCACGGUGGGCCACUACACGGCCGUGCAGAACAGCAAGAACGCCAAGGACAAGAACCUGAAGCGUCACUCCAUCAUCUCGGUGCUGCCUUGGAAGAGGAUCGUGGCGGUGUCAGCCAAGAAGAAGAACUCCAAGAAGGCGCAGCCCAACAGCAGCUACCAGAGCAACAUCGCGCACCUCAACAAUGAGAACCUGAAGAAGUCGCUGUCGUGCGCCAACCUGUCCACAUUCGCCCAGCCCCCACCGGCCCAGCCGCCCGCACCCCCAGCCAGCCAGCUUUCUGGCUCCCAGACUGGGGUCUCCUCUUCUGUCAAGAAGGCCCCGCACCCUGCCAUCACCUCUGCAGGGACACCCAAACGGGUCGUCGUCCAGGCAUCCACUAGCGAGCUGCUGCGCUGCCUGGGUGAGUUUCUCUGCCGCCGGUGCUACCGCCUGAAGCACUUGUCCCCCACGGACCCCGUGCUCUGGCUGCGAAGCGUGGACCGCUCGCUGCUUCUGCAGGGCUGGCAGGACCAGGGGUUCAUCACGCCGGCCAACGUGGUCUUCCUCUACAUGCUCUGCAGGGAUGUCAUCUCCUCCGAGGUGGGCUCGGACCAUGAGCUCCAAGCUGUCCUGCUGACCUGUCUGUACCUCUCCUAUUCCUACAUGGGCAAUGAAAUCUCCUACCCGCUCAAGCCCUUCCUGGUGGAGAGCUGCAAGGAAGCCUUUUGGGACCGUUGCCUCUCGGUCAUCAACCUCAUGAGCUCCAAGAUGCUGCAGAUCAACGCUGACCCGCACUACUUCACACAGGUGUUCUCGGACCUGAAGAACGAGAGUGGCCAGGAGGACAAGAAGCGGCUCCUCCUGGGGCUGGACCGGUGAGCCCCUGUAGCCGGUAUCCCGGCCCAAGGAUUCCAUUCGUUUUUAAAAUUUAUUACUAAACGAAUCAAGUUUUGUGUACAGUAUGUGUCUAGCAAAAAGCCACCAAGGGCCUCUUUCCCAUGUUCUUUCCUUGGGGUUUUUUUUCCCAGCCUUUUCCAGAACUCUGGGGACUUUCGAACUCAUGGACCUUGUGCAAAUCCAGGAGAUGCAUUCAGGGCCACUUAAGACUGUUGACCACUCACUUUCGGGGACUAAGGGACUGAUUUUCCCAUGUCGCCUGUGCUCAUGCUGGGUCCAGGGUAGAUGAGGCUUCCCACUGUCCCAUGAUUGGAGCUGGAGAGGGGCCUGUGGCUGGUGACCCAGGAGGGAUCUGCCCUUUCCUGGCGACUGUUUCAUUCUCCCAAAGGCUCCGGGGGCCAGCUGUCCCCACUCAGGCUGCAGGAGGUUGUGAGGCAAGAUCUCCACUGCCCUGGGGCAUCAGUGCAGAUGGCUGCUAGUGGGUGUGGGUGCAGAGACGGAUGAUGACUGUUGACCACAUAGGGCCCGGGUUCGCAGCUUGCUUUUUAGGGAGAAGGGCUUUCCUUCACUGGCAGGCUGGGGCUCCCCACCCUGUCCUCCUGUCUAUGCUCCCAGCUCCCACGUUAGUGUGGGUUAAUUGAGGGGGUUUGCUCAUUAGAUUUUGCUCUCAUUUUGGGUCCCAGCUAAAGGCGUGAGGUGAAGGUAGGGGCAGGCAGCUCCUUUCCUGAGUGAGUUUUUCAUGUGAACAAUGCAGAUCAGUCAAGUCACCCUCUGCAAAAGCCAGGACAUCAGCAGGGACCCAUGAGCAAUGCUGCCUUCUGGGCAUGUGUGUCCAUGCCUGAGACCAAGCUGGUGCCCACUUAAGUGCUAAGGCCUCUUGCUGGUGCACAUAUUUGUCCUGCAAAGCUAGGGGAAGGUGAGAUCGGUCAAUAGGGGUGGCGUGGUGUUGCUGUCUCCCACCCCGACCCCUUGUUAAUUUGAAGCUGUUCCCAAUCGGUCCAGUUUUUCCUGGAGAGGGAGCUUUGCUCUGUGAAACCUACUGAGCCAGCUGCUGCAUCUUGGAGACAAUUACAGGAUUCCAGUGUGACUCCUGAUCGCUUCGGGAGCUUGGUGACUGUCCAGCUGCACACUUCCAGCUGCUGGGUGUGGUACCCACCUAUCCCUGCCGGCUGCGAAACACACUCUGGACUUUGCUGGUUUUUCUUUCUAAUUUCCCAGACUGGGGUUUGGAAGUGGUCCAGGAGAAGGGAGCGAGUCUUCCUGCAUGGCCCUCACUCCGGCUUUGGGGAACAAAGAGCAAUGUGAAGAUGCUACCGAGGAUCCCCCUCUUCCUUCCUGCUCCCCAGAGGCUG
Molecule: messenger RNA, 2526 nt
Organism: Acomys russatus (golden spiny mouse)
Lineage: Eukaryota; Metazoa; Chordata; Mammalia; Rodentia; Muridae
Gene: Cdk5r1
Product: cyclin dependent kinase 5 regulatory subunit 1
Exons: 1
Coding region: 233-1156 (307 amino acids)
Biological process (GO): activation of protein kinase activity; positive regulation of cyclin-dependent protein serine/threonine kinase activity; brain development
Cellular component (GO): protein kinase 5 complex; cytoplasm
Molecular function (GO): cyclin-dependent protein serine/threonine kinase activator activity; protein kinase binding
Source: RefSeq, a predicted model, not a curated record